Messenger RNA from Anopheles nili, 1662 nucleotides. Its product is annotated as cytochrome P450 4c3-like. The transcript is spliced from 5 exons. Gene Ontology annotation, molecular function: iron ion binding; oxidoreductase activity, acting on paired donors, with incorporation or reduction of molecular oxygen; heme binding. The record is from RefSeq and is a predicted model, not a curated record. NCBI's taxonomy places the organism in Eukaryota, Metazoa, Arthropoda, Insecta, Diptera, Culicidae. Bases 1 to 1662 code for a protein of 553 amino acids.
AUGAGUUACAGUGUUUCUUCAGCACUUACUUACUCCAUCGGAUUGGGAUCAAACAGUUGGGCUAGACAGCAAUUGAUAGAAAAUGCUCCCAAAACCAGUGUAUUGUUACUCUUGACUUUCAUCUUCAUAAUGUGUUGUUUAGCAGCAUACCUUGAGAGAUACCGGCGGUUAGUGCGACACAUCGAUUGCAUUCCUGGUCCAGCUACUUUACCAAUCGUUGGUAAUGCCCUACUUAUCAAUGCUGACAGAGAAGAGCUGUUCAAUCGUAUCAUUGCUUCUCGAAAGCUUUACGGACGUCGUCAAGGAAUCACACGCAUUUGGAACGGUUUAACACCGUAUGUUUUGAUAUCUAAGGCGCAAGCAGUCGAGAAAAUUCUUAACAGCACCAAAAAUAUAGAAAAAGGUCGCGACUAUGAAUUUCUUCAACCUUGGCUCGGAACCGGUCUUCUCACGAGUCCCGCUAGCAAGUGGCAGCAUAGACGCAAAAUCCUGACUCCCACCUUCCAUUUUCGCAUACUGUCGGACUUCGUGGAAGUCUUUAACAAGCAGGCAGCUGUGUUGGUGCAAAAUCUAGCGAAUGAGGUAGAUAACGCAGAUGGGUUCGACUGCGUGCGAUACAUCACCCUGUGCUCGCUGGACAUAAUUUGUGAAACUGCUAUGGGGUGUCCAGUGUAUGCACAGCAGCAAUCCGAUUCGAAGUACGUUCGAGCACAUGAGAAAAUUGGCGAAAUCAUGCUUAAUCGACUUCAGAAGCUCUGGCUGCAUCCUGACAUCGUCUUUCGAUGCACAAAGCAGUACCGCGAGCAGCGAAAGUGCCUCGAAAUCCUGCAUGACUUUUCCUACCGGAUGAUCACGGAAAGGCGAGCGAUUAUCCAGGCCUCCCAGAUGAAGCCAGACGAGCAGAUAGAUGCCAACAAUAACACACCAAUGGACGACUCGCACGCGACUACCGCCAGCUCCGGACGGAAGCAGCUCGCUUUCCUGGACCUACUCAUCGAAGCAUCGGAUGGCGGAAGGAUUCUGUCAGACACGGACAUACGCGAGGAGGUUGACACGUUCAUUCUAGGCGGACAUGACACGACAGCGACAGCUAUUUCUUGGACCUUGUUCCUCCUCGGCACCGAGCCGUCAAUCCAGGAGAAGGUCUUGAAAGAGAUCGAUCACGUCAUGGGGUGUGAUCGCGAACGUUGGCCCUCAAUGCGCGAGCUGAACGAAAUGCGGUACCUUGAGGCGUGCAUCAAGGAGGGCCUUCGGUUGUACCCUAGCAUACCGAUCAUCGGUCGCCGCCUGACAGAGGACGUACAGAUCGACAACCAUUUGCUGCCGGCUGGCACGAACGCCGUUAUUAUCGUCUACCAGCUGCACCGUGAUCCGUCCGUGUUCCCGAAUCCGGAUCGCUUCAAUCCCGAUCGCUUCAUGGUCGAUCAAGCGGGCUCUGGUAAUGUUCCGCGUCAUCCUUUUGCGUACAUCCCCUUUAGCGCGGGCCCUCGGAACUGCAUUGGGCAAAAGUUCGGUGCACUUGAAUCCAAAGCGGUCUUGGUGUCCGUAUUGCGAAAGUACCGCAUCGAAGCAGUUGAUCGGCGAGAGAACCUAACGCUGUUCGGGGAACUAGUGCUCCGCUCGAAAGACGGCUUAAAAAUACGCAUAACGAAACGAAAAUAA